AUGGCUAGUUUUAAGGUUUUUCUUACAGGUGCAACAGGCUACAUAGGGGGCGAGGUUCUUUAUCAAUUAUUGAAUAACAAAACGCAUAACUUCGAAGUCAGUGCGUUGGUUCGGUCACAAGAGAAAGCAGAUAUUUUAACUAAAGCAACUAAUAAUAAGGUAAUUCCUGUUAUUGGAUCUCUUGAUUCUCUCGAAGUAAUUGAAAAACAAGUGAAUGAAAAUGAGAUUAUUAUCAACACUGCUAAUGUAGAUCAUGUUCCAUCAGCAAAAGUGUUGGCAGAUACUUUAAUCAAGAAGAAGAGCAAGACAAUCUUGAUUCAUACAUCGGGAACGUCAGUUAUUGGUGAUGAGACGUCAGAAAGCAAAAAACCAUCUACUAAAAUUUAUUAUGAUGACAGAAGUAUUGAUGAAAUCAAUUCUUUACCUUUAGAACAGCCUCACAGGCCCGUUGAUGCUAUUAUAUUGGAUAUUAAUGAAAGAAAUCCAAAUAUCGAGACAGUUAUUAUUUCCCCUUCUACCAUUUUUGGGCAGAGCGAUGGUUAUGAUAAGAUUGUUUCAGCUCAGAUUCCUUACUUGAUUGCUCUUUCAGUCGCUAAUGAUCAAGCAUUCAGUGUCUACAGCGGAAAAUAUAUCUGGAACCGUGUCCAUAUUAAAGAUUUAGGAGACUUGUAUACGCUAAUCCUUGACAAAUUGAUAAAUGGAAGCAAAAUUCCUAAAGGUAGAGAAGGAUAUUAUUUUGGAUCGUACACAAAUCAGAAUGAAGAUUCCAUUACAGAAAAACCUACUGAUAUUGAACAUUAUUGGAGCGAUGUUUCCGAAGCAAUUGCGAAGAACCUUUAUGACAGAAAACAGAUCAGUAAGAAUGCUGUUGCUCAAUUAAAGCCUGACGAAGUCGUUAAACUUGCUGAAGGCGACGAGUUUGCUCCUUACUAUUGGUCUACGAAUUCUAGAAGUAGAGGUGAAAAUGGUAUAAAGACUGGAUGGAAGCCAAAAUAUUUAGAUGCCAAGUAUUUCUGGGAUUCUAUUCCUGAAGAAGUUGACUACUUUAUCAAGAAUAGCUCUCGCAAAUAA
Molecule: messenger RNA, 1071 nt
Organism: Debaryomyces hansenii CBS767
Lineage: Eukaryota; Fungi; Ascomycota; Pichiomycetes; Serinales; Debaryomycetaceae
Product: DEHA2D01276p
Exons: 1
Coding region: 1-1071 (356 amino acids)
Source: RefSeq, a predicted model, not a curated record